Xiphophorus hellerii (green swordtail) is the source of this 1601-nucleotide messenger RNA. Its product is annotated as protein O-GlcNAcase-like. NCBI's taxonomy places the organism in Eukaryota, Metazoa, Chordata, Actinopteri, Cyprinodontiformes, Poeciliidae. The transcript has 11 exons. Bases 181 to 1485 code for a protein of 434 amino acids. The record is from RefSeq and is a predicted model, not a curated record. Gene Ontology annotation, biological process: glycoprotein metabolic process. Gene Ontology annotation, molecular function: beta-N-acetylglucosaminidase activity.
AUCCGGCGGUGCAGUGAGGAGGAGGAGGUGGAGGGAGGAGAGGGACAGGAAGAAGAGGAAGCAUAUCGAUGGUAAGCAUGAAGAAUAUUCCCAGACUCUGAGCUGAUCGACGGGGAAAACAUCUUCCCUCGCUCGUUAAGAGGCCGACAGGAAGCGGAGGGAGACAACGGCGCGGACAGGAUGGAGGAGGAGAAGCAGUUCCUUUGUGGGGUGGUGGAAGGUUUCUAUGGUCGACCCUGGUCUAUGGAUCAGAGGAAAGUUCUCUUCCAGUGGAUGCAGCUGUGGGGGUUGAACACCUACCUGUACGGCCCCAAAGAUGAUCUGAAGCACAGACUGCUGUGGAGGGAAGUCUAUUCUCCCGAAGAGGAAGCUCAGUUGCGUACUCUUAUAGCGGAAGCUCAGUCCCGGGGUCUGAGGUUUGUUUACGCUCUCUCCCCUGGUCAGGAUAUCGUCUUCUCUUCUUCCUGUGACUUGGCGCUGCUCAAACGGAAGUUGAAACAGGUAUCAGACCUGGGGUGCCAGGCGUUUGCCAUCCUCUUUGACGACAUCGAUCACUCCAUGUGCCAGGCCGACAGCGAGGCCUUCACUUCAUUUGCCCACGCUCAGGUCACAGUAGCAAAUGAGAUUUAUCGCUUCUUGGGGGAGCCACCUGUCUUCCUUUUCUGCCCUACAGAGUAUUGCGGUUCUCUGUGCUCCCCAAGUGUGUCAAAAUCUCCCUACCUGCAAACAGUUGGCGAGGACCUACUACAUAACAUAACAGUGAUAUGGACAGGCAGCAAAGUUAUUUCCAGGAAACUGUCCUUAGACUCCCUUGCCGAGUUGGAGUCUGUCCUCCAGCGGCCCCCGCUGAUCUGGGACAACCUGCACGCCAACGACUAUGAUACCCGACGUCUCUUCCUGGGGCCUUUCAAGGGUCGCGACCCUCAGCUAAGAAACCACCUGAGGGGUCUGCUGCUCAAUCCUAACUGCGAAUUCGAAGCCAAUUACAUCCCACUGCAUACUCUGGGAAGCUGGCACAGAGCUGAAAAAGACUAUGUAAAAGAUCCAGCCUCGGUGUGUGAGAGCUGUGGAAAUAACACACUGGCUGGUGUAACCAGAGCAAAGCGAUCUGUUGUUUGUCUGCAGGGCUCCUACUGGGCCAUUGACACCAACCCAAAGGAGGACGCUUUGCCGACUCGGCCAAAGAAGAGGCCACGGUCUGGAGAGCGGGCUUCCACACCAUACAGCCUGGAUUCAGAGUCUUUGGGGAUGGACUGUAUGAUCUCUGGAAGUGCCUCUCCAACGCUGGCAAUCAACACUGUGACUAACAAGGUGGCGUUGUACAACACAGACCAGGAAGGUAGCGAUAGUCCGAGAAGCAGCCUUAACAACAGCCUGUCUGAUCAGAGUCUAGCCUCUGUCAAUCUCAACAGUGUGGGCAGCGUUCACAGCUACACACCGGUAAGAACAAUGUCAUAUUUGUCUGUUUGGAAAACAGAUUUCUAGAAGUGCAAAAAGAUUCAAAGCACCAGCUUGUAUCUCAAACUGUGUUAUUUCUUUUAAUGUGAGGUACAAGCCACGCAUGAUCACAAUCAUCUGUAGUAACACAUUGAUGUAACGGG